Molecule: messenger RNA, 2126 nt
Organism: Carica papaya (papaya)
Lineage: Eukaryota; Viridiplantae; Streptophyta; Magnoliopsida; Brassicales; Caricaceae
Source: RefSeq, a predicted model, not a curated record
AAUUAAUAUCCAAACUACCCUCCCGCUUAAUCAUCUCUCCUCCAUUUCUCUUCUCCUUUCCCUGUCAAUCCGAACUCAUACAGGUAACAGUAAUUAUCAAUGGAUCCAUAGUGAUCGCCAUUGUUGUCUUCUCCGAAUGGGGCCUGUAUUCCGCGAAGGGGCCGAGAUGGAUCUGGAGAAGGGGCUGGUGGUGGCGGCCAACAGCCCCAACGCUAUUGCGGACCAAUCGCCGAUGCCAUCUCCUACGGCGGCGUCAACGCCGAGGAAGACCCUGGUUCUAUCGAAUUCCGGCAAGGCUCUGGUUGUAUCCAACUCUAGUAAGUCCCUUGGAGGGUCCAACUCCGGCAAGCGGAUCGAUCAGGUCGGGAAGAAGAAGUACGUGAAGCAGGUUACUGGCCGCCAUAAUGACACCGAGCUCCAUUUGGCUGCCAAGCGCGGGGAUUUGGACGCCGUUAGACAGAUCCUCAGUGACAUUGAUGCUCAGAUGACGGGCACUCUAAGUGGGGCUGAUUUUGAUGCAGAGGUGGCGGAGAUAAUGUUAGCGGUCGUGAACGAGGUGAAUGAGUUGGGGGAGACGGCGCUGUUUACCGCCGCAGAGAAGGGGCAUUUAGGUGUUGUGAAGGAAUUGUUACAAUACACGCCUAAGGAGGCUAUUAAAUUGAAGAAUCAAUCUGGGUUUGACCCGUUGCAUAUUGCUGUCAGUCAAGGGCACCUUGCUAUUGUCCAGGAGCUACUCAACCAUGAUCCAGAGCUAAGUAAAACAGUUGGUCAAUCGAAUUCAACUCCUCUUACAACUGCAGCUACAAGAGGCCACACAGAAAUAGUCAUGGAGUUGCUCUUUAGAGAUUCUAGCUUGCUAGAAAUUUCAAGAUCCAAUGAUCUAGCAAGCAUUUUUUUCCUGCAGAUAGUGAAUGAGUUGUUACUCCUCCCUGAUACUAACGUGAAUGCACUAACAAGAGAUCACAAAACAGCCCUUGACAUAGCUGAAGGACUCACCCUGUCUGAGGAAACCUCAGAGAUAAGAGAUAGCUUGGCCCGUUGUGGUGCUUUAAGAGCAAAUGAACUUAACCAGCCACGGGAUGAGCUUAGGAACACUGUGACACAGAUAAAAAAAGAUGUCCAUAUACAGCUGGAACAAACUCGCAAAACCAACAAGAAUGUAGAUGGGAUUGCCAAGGAGCUCCGAAAGCUGCAUAGAGCAGGAAUCAACAACGCCACCAACUCUGUCACAGUUGUUGCUGUGCUUUUUGCAACAGUUGCAUUUGCAGCUCUUUUCACAGUUCCUGGUGGUGAUGAUGACAAUGGGAUAGCUGUGAUGGUGAGCACACCUGCAUUUAAGAUCUUUUUUAUCUUUAAUGCAAUAGCACUUUUCACUUCUUUGGCUGUUGUUGUGGUACAAAUCACUCUUGUCAGAGGAGAGACAAAAUCUGAGAGGAGGGUUGUGGAGGUAAUCAACAAGUUGAUGUGGUUGGCAUCCGUAUGCACCACAGUUGCAUUCAUUUCUUCAUCAUAUAUUGUGGUUGGUCGGCAUAAUCAAUGGGCUGCAGUUAUUGUUACUGUCACUGGGGCAGUUAUCAUGUCAGGAGUCCUGGGUGCCAUGACUUUCUACGUUGUGAAGUCCAAGCGGACUAGGAAAGAGCGGAAGAAAGAAAAGAAAGAGAAGUAUUCUAGGAAUGCAGCAAACUCAUGGCGCGUGACAAAUCCUUCAGAAACUGAAUCAGAAGUAAACCCAAUUUACGCCAUCUGAUGUUGACUUCGACUCUAUGAUCUUUUUUUGUACCUCAUCUGGCUUUUAAUUAGAAAUUGAAGCAGGAAAGAGUUCAGUUCACGCUCCAACUUCCAAGGGGUCUCAUUCCAUAUAUACAAAAUCUGGAGUCAAGCAAUACCGAUACUAGUUUACAUCUUCGGAAAGUUUCCAGGGGAUGAGUAUACAACAUUCUUCUUCACAGGCCUCAGAUGAAAUAUUGCCGGGAUGGUUGUAUGGUAUGUACGUACAUGCUGAUCUAAAGUGUGAUUUAUUUAGGUUUCUGACAGGUGGUACUCUCUCAAAACCUUGAGAAUAUAUAGAAAUUUUGAAUAUAUGAAUCCAUUUUGCUUGAAACUGUAAGCAAAUGGGAUGAAUUUAA